CUUCAUAUAUCAUACCAAGUAAGAAGACUAAUCACUUCACCCACAAAAAGUUUACUGAAAAAAUGGCCAAAGUCAGAUCUUUGCUUUUGAUUCUUCUAUUCAUCUCUGUCUCUCUAUCAACGGCUAGGAUCUUACCAGGAGAGUUUGUUCCCAUCAUCUUAUCCGGAGAGAUCUCUCCUGAUUCCAAAGCGGUGGUUGGUUGUGGAGGCGAGGCGCAGGAGACAAAGACGGGCUUUCCUGAAGUCUUCGCCGGAAAAUUUGGCUCCUUGGUGUUGAAUGCUCUUCCCAAAGGAAGUCGUCCAGCGUCUGGGCCCAGCAAGAAAAGUCAUGACGUCAAGACUUAAUUAUUUGAUGUUCUUUGUCUGAUCUUGUUGGUUUUGUUCUGUCUGAAUUCUUUUUUUACAAAACUUUUUGAAUAGAGAAUUUUGUAAAUGUUAUACUCAGAAAUUUCAGUAGAGAGUUUUAGAUUCUAUAGGGUCUUUUUGAAUUGAAAUGAUCAAGAAUGUUUGACUAUAAUCUUGUAUCCAUCGAUCAAUGUUUUUUGAUAAACUAGCUUUCUAUAUUCAAUGAUUGUUUAUUAGACUAAGCAAGGUCGUUAGACGCACGCAUAUAAGUUGAACUAAAAUAUAACAUUUAAAUUGAUGUAUAAUAUAUAGUCUCGGGGUAGCUGUAAUUAGGUUGGUUCCACAAAAAAGAUCCCAAGGCUUAAGGGACCUGAAAUGAGUGCAAAUUAUGUAAUUUGCCUUAACGCGUCUGAUCAACUUACUAUGAUCGCUUUAAUUGGUAUCUAUGUAGUAGAAGAUGAAUGUAGCA
Messenger RNA from Eruca vesicaria subsp. sativa (arugula), 813 nucleotides. NCBI's taxonomy places the organism in Eukaryota, Viridiplantae, Streptophyta, Magnoliopsida, Brassicales, Brassicaceae. The record is from the annotation of a GenBank genome assembly.